This is a messenger RNA of Chlorella variabilis, 1443 nucleotides long. RefSeq lists its product as hypothetical. Lineage: Eukaryota; Viridiplantae; Chlorophyta; Trebouxiophyceae; Chlorellales; Chlorellaceae. The record is from RefSeq and is a predicted model, not a curated record. The transcript has a single exon. Bases 1 to 1443 code for a protein of 480 amino acids.
AUGCGCAACAACGAGAGCAAGCGACGGCGGCGGGCGCAGCUGCGGCUGGAGCGACAGAAGGGAGGCGCACAGGCUGCGGCUGCGGCUGACGGGGGCAGCGUCAGCGCGGCAGGCAACAGUGCUGUUGCUGCUGGCGGUACGGAUGGCAUGGUCGAGGCUGACAGCCGCCCUGCAGCAGCUGCAGCAGCUGCAGCAGCUGCAGCAGCAAGGUUAGUGCCCCCUGGCGUGCACGACACAGCUGCGGCCGCGGCCGCCGCUGCAGCAGCUGCCACUGCUCGGCAGGAGCGGCUUCACGAGUGGCAGCAGCAGCAGCAGCAACAGCAGCAGCAGCAGCAGCAGCAGCAGCAGCAGCAGCAGCAGCAGCAGCAGCAGCAGCAGCAGGAACAGGCUCGGUACGAGCAGCAGUAUGCAGAGCAGGCGCAGCUGCAGCACUAUGCCUAUGCAGACAGCCUGCAUGCAGAAGGCAGUGGCUACGAGCAGCAGCCGUUUGAUGCCCCAUCGGCAGCGGCUGAGGCUGCGACCCAGCAGUACCACGUCCAGGCGAUGCCGCAGUACGCAGAAGCGCAGUACCAUGGCCAGCCCGACUAUGUGGUAGCAAUGGCUGCUGCAGCCGCGGCGGCAGCAGGUGCGGGAGGAGAGUACGCAGAGCAGCAGCAGCAGCAGCAGCAGUAUGAAGCGGCCGCGGCAGCGGCUGCGCACUAUGGCACCGCUGAAGGUCAGUAUGGGGAUGGUCAGGGCUACCAGCUUCAGCACUAUGCGCAGGAACAGCCGCCGUACAACUACAUGGAUGAUGCAGGCGUUGGGCAGCCAUUUGAUGCAGUGCAGUAUGCAGCAGCUGCUGCCGAGGCGGGGAACCACCCCCACUAUGGUGCAGCCUCCAUUGUGCAGCAGCAGUUUGGAGCUGAGCAGCACCAUUCCUAUGCAAGCGCACUGGCGCGCUGCGAGGUGCAGCCAGAGCAGUAUGCAGGGCAGGGGCAGCAGGAGCAGCAGGCAUAUGCGGAGCGAGAUCCCUAUGCCGCGGCCGCGGCCGCUGCUGCUGCCGUCGCCGCCCAGCACCAGCAGCACCUGCAGCAGCAGGCAUACAUGGAUUCGCGGCAGGUGCCGGAACAGCAGCAGCAGCAGGAGCAGCAGCGAUAUGCCUCGGCCGCCGCCUCGGCUUUCCAGUUUCACAAUGAGGUGCCGUCUGCUGGUGAGGGCGGAGGCGCCGACUCGGCAGCGGCGGCGUACAGGGAUGCUGUUGAAGAGGCAGCUGCGGCCUCUACCGUUGUGGCCGCUGCUGCCCUGUACGAUGCCUAUGGAUACCUUCCCGGCCAGCAUGCUGGGGGCAGUGCGCAUCAGGCGCCCACACAGGGAGCAGGCCAGCAGCAGUCAGGCCAGCGGCACAUCGGCGAGGAGCAGGUGGUGCAAGCGUCAUGCUACUCGGGGCCAAAAUUGGCAGUGUAA